Molecule: messenger RNA, 594 nt
Organism: Paramecium octaurelia
Lineage: Eukaryota; Ciliophora; Oligohymenophorea; Peniculida; Parameciidae
Source: the annotation of a GenBank genome assembly
UAUGAAUUGCACUCAUCAUAUUCAAAAUCAAGUAUCAAUAAUAUGUAUAGCUCCUCACAAAUGUUAAUGCUAAAGGAAGCUUUGUCCAGAAUGCCAAGAUGAUCAUGGAGUGGAUGUUAAAUAAAUAGUAUCAAGGAAAAAAUUUUAAGAUAUGGUGAUGAAGAAAUUACAAGAAUUUAAGUUUGUUGGCUCCUAAGAGUAAAGUAAAUAGAGAAUGAAUUUUAAAUCAAUGCUGUCUUCAACUCUUAAAAUGUUAAAAGAAAUUUGGGAUGAAAUGACAGACUCAAUAAAACAGAUAUAUGAUCUGAUAGAGAAUCAAGAGACAUCUUAUUUGAAUUUUAACAAUGUAAAUCCUUUAGAAUUGACCAAUACUGAAUUAGAAAAGUUAGUCUAAAUUAUUAUAGGAAAACAAUUGGAUGAAUGGAAUAUAUAGAAAAAUUCUUAGUUGAAGAGGUUGGAAAUGACGCAGCAAUAUUGGGAAAAGGAAACAAAGGAGUUUUGUGAAAAAUUGAGUAAAGAAAUGAAGGGGAUUAACUAAUUAAUUAAAAAGACUGAUAAUUCAUAGGAAAACAUUCCUGAAAUAAAGUAAGUUUA